AUGGCUCAUUUGUCUUUUACUGUUUCCUGGACAUUGGCAUCAGUCUUUGCAGGCUACUGCUUAGGCAGAAUGUUUAGAACUGAUACCUUGCAACCUACUAAAAAUCAUAAGACUUAUGCAAAACAAGUAAUCGAGCAAGCAAAAGCAAAAGCAGGAUUCUUGGGGUCUACGAAGAAAGAUACUCCUGAUGCUUCUGAUAGUUCAGAUGAAGAUGAAGGUGUGGAAGUAAAUUCUCUUGCAUUAAACACAAUAGCUGGGGAAGUACGCAUGGCUUUAGUGGUUCGCAGUGAUCUACAGAUGACAAAGGGCAAGGUGGCAGCCCAAUGUUGCCAUGCAGCACUUGCAUGCUAUCGUUUAAUUGCAGAAGAGCCGUCCCGUGACUCUUAUAACCCACAUAUGGUCUCAAGAUGGUUGUCGAGAGGGCAAGCAAAAAUCACUUUAAAAUGCCCUGAUAAAGAAAGCAUGGAUGAGCUAUUUGCAAACGCUUUAGCAUUAGGCAUUAAUUGCUAUGUUGUACAUGACGCUGGUAGAACUCAAAUUGAAGCAGGAAGUGCUACGGUCUUAGGACUAGGCCCAGCGCCUAAGGCUAUAUUGGACGAAGUUACAGGGGGGUUGAAAUUGUAUUGA
Messenger RNA from Eremothecium cymbalariae DBVPG#7215, 627 nucleotides. It is a transcript of the gene PTH2, whose product is annotated as aminoacyl-tRNA hydrolase. Bases 1 to 627 code for a protein of 208 amino acids. The transcript has a single exon. Gene Ontology annotation, molecular function: peptidyl-tRNA hydrolase activity. Gene Ontology annotation, cellular component: mitochondrion; cytosol. The record is from RefSeq and is a predicted model, not a curated record. Lineage: Eukaryota; Fungi; Ascomycota; Saccharomycetes; Saccharomycetales; Saccharomycetaceae.